Messenger RNA from Sphaerulina musiva SO2202, 387 nucleotides. RefSeq lists its product as uncharacterized. The transcript has a single exon. The record is from RefSeq and is a predicted model, not a curated record. NCBI's taxonomy places the organism in Eukaryota, Fungi, Ascomycota, Dothideomycetes, Mycosphaerellales, Mycosphaerellaceae. The annotation marks the transcript as partial.
CUGCUCAGCGGCCUCCUGUCCCUCGCCAACGCCUUCACUCAACCUCAAUCGUCGCCUACCUGGGGCGCACUUCUCGCUCCCGAUAGCUCCAACCCCGUGACACGCGGACAAGACUUCGUCAUCACCUGGGACCCCAACUACGGCGGAGUGACGCGUCCCGUCGACGGCGUCACCGUGAGUUUGGUCUUGUGCCGCGGCAACUCCAACAAUUGCGCACUGGGUCAAACAGCCAUCGUCGAAGGCAUUCCGGCCGGAGACAAGCAGUACACCUGGAGUGUCCCGUGUGAUCUUCCCGCGGGAGAGGCAAAUACGGACACGGGGAAUGGAAUGUUGAUUAUUGUGGAUGGGACGGGAGAGUUUCAGUAUUCGACGCAGUUCUCCGUGUUG